AUGAUGGAGAAGCGCUGGGUGACCGUGGGCGACACGUCCCUUCGUAUCUUCAAGUGGGUGCCAGUGGUGGACCCCCAGGAGGAGGACCGACGACGCGCAGGAGGUGGUGCAGAGAGAUCCCGAGGCCGAGAGCGGCGGGGCCGGGGUGCUAGUCCCCGAGGGGGUGGCCCCCUCAUCCUGCUGGGUCUCAGUGAUGAGAACAGCAACCAGAGCUUCCACUCGGAAGGGUCCCUGCAAAAGGGUACCGAACCCAGCCCUGGGGGCACCCCCCAGCCCAGCCGCCCUGAAUCGCCUGCCGGACCCCCGGAUGGGGACCCAGAAGAAGCUCAGCCCCCACAGCUGGGUCAAGAGAGAGAUCCCGGGGGCAUAGCUGCAGGUGGCACCGAUGAACCCCCAAUGCUGACCAAGGAGGAGCCUGUUCCAGAAUUGCUGGAGGCUGAGGCCCCUGAAGCCUACCCCGUCUUUGAGCCAGUGCCACCUGUCCCCAAGGCAGCCCAGGGUGACACAGAGGACUCGGAGGGCGCCCCCCCACUCAAGCGCAUCUGCCCAAAUGCCCCUGACCCCUGAGAAGCCGGCCUGCUUAUCCUGCCACCCCCAGGGGCCCCUUUGACUUUUUACAAAUAAAGACCCUUUUAUAA
This is a messenger RNA of Echinops telfairi (small Madagascar hedgehog), 638 nucleotides long. RefSeq names its product BAF chromatin remodeling complex subunit BCL7C (gene BCL7C). The record is from RefSeq and is a predicted model, not a curated record. The transcript has 6 exons. NCBI's taxonomy places the organism in Eukaryota, Metazoa, Chordata, Mammalia, Afrosoricida, Tenrecidae. The coding region runs from base 1 to 567 and encodes 188 amino acids.